Molecule: messenger RNA, 1755 nt
Organism: Pomacea canaliculata
Lineage: Eukaryota; Metazoa; Mollusca; Gastropoda; Architaenioglossa; Ampullariidae
Exons: 10
Coding region: 282-1091 (269 amino acids)
Source: RefSeq, a predicted model, not a curated record
CGUGUACACAACUCUACGUCAUAGCAUGGUGGGCACGGUUUGGGUCGACCACCUAGCACUCAUUCAUAUCUGCUUAAAGACGAUUGUUUUUACUGCUCUGAGUCUGGUCUAUGCUUUCUACGUGCAUGGUGGCAUAAAAGUUCUUAAGCCGAAGCGUUCAGCAUUUUUGAAAGAAUUAUUUUAUUAACUUUAAGCAUAGAUCGAGUUUUGAGCGUCCAGUUGAGUCGGAUAGAAUUUUUCUCGGAGCAUCUCCAGAGGAGAACGAACUAUACCUGUCAAGCAUGGGAGCAUUUAUUUCCAUUUUGUUGGACUUGGCUACCACUGCCAUCAUCAUGAUUUUUCUUUGGUGCUUGGUUAUGUGGAUGUUUGACAGCUCACACACUGAGAAUGAAUCUUCUCCAGAAAUUUUACCAUUGCAGUCUAUGGAAGACUUACAGGAGAGAUUGCCAAUACCUGUACAGUGCCAGGAGGACCUUGAUGCCUUAGGUAGCCCUGGAACAAAUGCAUCAGUGUGUGAUAGAGAGCAGAAAUUUAACACAGGCCUCACUGAAUCUACCUGCAAGGCGACCUGUGGAUCUGAUGAUGGUGAACUACAGUCUCCUACAGUAUCCCAUAUUGAUGAUGCACAGUAUCCUAUACAGAGCCAAGAAGAUGUUGACCAGGGUGUGGACUGCAUUGCCAUCCACAGUAAUGCAGAUGCUAUUUUGGAUGAUGACAGCAGUCAGAUAGCUACGUCUGCGGCACUCACAAAUAAUGGAGGGGGUGGAGCUGGUGAGUUUCCUCAUGAAACCAGUGAAGGCACUGCUGCUUGGUUAAAACGCAAACCUCCUGAGGUUGUACAGAUACGGGGAAGGCAUUCCUUGGUUGACCAUGUUGACCAUGAAGAUGACACAUCCCAGCAAGUGAACGGGCUCAUGAGGGAAAAUCAGAGGCUGCGUGCAUUCCGGUUGUGCAGAAAAUGUAGACAACUGCCAUUUUGUUUUGUGCUUGUUCCUUGUGGUCAUCUUCUUUGCUGGCAGUGUAUCACGAGAAAGAAAUGUCCAAUCUGUGAUUGGCAGAUCAGUUCUUGGUAUCCUGCUAUAUUGCCAUAGGAUUUGAAUUUAGUAAACAACAGAAGGUUCUUUGUAACUGAACAUAUUAAAAACUGCGUUUUCCAUGACAUUCUGCCCUGGGAUCAACUGAACAUGCGGUACACUUCCUGAAGUCAUUUUCAAAUUGGUAUCUUGCCUUCUCUUUAAUGCAUAAUCUCUGUCACCACAUUGUUUUUAGAUGCAGUAGUGAUCUGUAAGCUAAAGGCAAGGAUUAGGUUGUUAAAAUCAGAUAUGUCCAACUGAAGUGUAUUAAAUCAAGAUUCACAUAAUUAGAAACUGUUCUGGGAGGUCUAAGUUGAAGGCAUGUGGGAAAAGAUUUAUAAGAUUGGAAGCAGAUGGCACUAAUGUAUAUAAUAUGUACAGCAGCUGUACAAUAACAGCAAGUUGACACUAUCAUUUUGAACCUUCUUUUCUGUAUUACUUAGCUGUGUGAAACUUUGCCAAAUUUAGCAAAAUAUCCAUUGACUUUUUAAGGAGACUAGAUAGGCCACAAUACUUCACCUGAAAGUCAAGAACCAUAACAUGUUAUAGGGUCCAUAGCAGCAACUAUUUUACAGUACAUAUAGCACAAUGAGAUUACCACCAUUUGAGUUCUAUUAUGUAUACUUCUUCUUUUUCUUGUUUUCCUUUUUGUGAAAUUUUAUUAAAUUUUUAUUCAGCAAAC